AUGGCGAACAACGAACGGCGAAAAAAGAACGCGCCAAUGGGCAAAAGAAUAGGUCAUGUGAUACGACGCGGCCCAUUUCACCAGAUUAUUCGCCCAUUUCGCCAAAAUCGAAACCUCCAGGUGUCCCCCUUCUCACGUGUCUGGACCCGAUUUGAGUUCCACUUGUCUUCUGGACACGACACUAACUCGACCGCACUACACAACACAUCUCCAACAAUGCUUUUCGUGAGGACUCUUGUGCUGGCCAUGGCCGGGCUGGUGGCGGCCAAGCCGCCCGUGGAGGCCCGAACUGCAGUCAUUGUCGACAAAAACACCGAUCUCGCGCAGUACUCGCAGUUUUUCGACGACGCCGAACAUCUGCUCGACACGGUCACCGUGAUCGACGUUAAGGACAAGUCGUUUGAUCUGUUCACGUACGGGUACCAGGCGUACGACAUGGUCAUUCUGUUUCCUCCCCAGGUCAAGUCUCUCGGGCCGGCCCUGACGUCCCGAAAACUCCUCGAGUUCUUCAACAAGGGCGGCCACAUUCUGUCCAUCACCUCCCCCGAACACACUCCCGAGUCCAUCCGGGACUUUGCUCAGGAGAUGGGCAUCAGCAUGGCCCCCAAGUUCCACAAGCUGGUGGACCAUUUCGGUGAGACCGGCCCCAACCACGACUCUCUGACCCUGGACACCGUCAAUUCGGUCAUCAGCAGUGCUGAGAACGUGGUCUACUCCGGCUCGGCUGCCUACCUCAGCAACAACCCCCAGCUGGUUCCCCUGCUGACCGCACCCUCCACCUCUUACGUCUACGACUACAAGGAGGACGAGGAGGACGAGGAGAAUGCAGGCACCAUGGGCACUCCCUGGAUCACCGGCUCGCAGGGCUUCCCCGCUGUGGGCUUCCAGGGCAAGAACAAUGCACGGUUUGCCUGGGUCGGCGGUGAUAUCAUGACCAACGAGCAGUACACCGCACACCCCGGCAACCGACAGUUCAUGAAGGACGUGGUUGAGUGGGUGUCUGUGGCCAAGAAUGUCAUCUCGCCCGAGUACAUUCGACACAACCUCGCCGCCACCCCCGACGUGCUCAACGAAAAGAUCUACAAGGUCAACGAGGACAUCACCUACUCCGUGGCACUCACUGAGUGGGACAAUGUCAAGGAGGACUGGGUGCCGUUCAUUGCCGACGACGUGCAGAUCGAGUUCACCAUGCUGAACCCCUACUACCGGCUGACGCUCGAGCAGACCGGCACCACCAACUUCAGUGCCAUCUACUCCACCACCUUCAAAAUUCCCGACCAGCACGGUGUCUUCACCUUCAACCUGGAUUACAAGCGUCCCGGUUACACCUUCAUUGAGGAGAAGACCCGGGCAACCAUCCGACACACUGCCAACGACGAGUGGCCCCGAAGUUGGGAGAUUACCAACUCGUGGGUGUACCUCACGUCUGCAGUCAUGGUGGUGAUUGCGUGGUUUUUGUUUGUCGUCUUUUACCUGUUUGUAGGUAAGGCUGACAAGGAGGCUGUUCACAAGCAGUAG
This is a messenger RNA of Yarrowia lipolytica CLIB122, 1518 nucleotides long. RefSeq lists its product as uncharacterized. NCBI's taxonomy places the organism in Eukaryota, Fungi, Ascomycota, Dipodascomycetes, Dipodascales. The record is from RefSeq and is a predicted model, not a curated record. Gene Ontology annotation, cellular component: endoplasmic reticulum membrane; oligosaccharyltransferase complex.